AUGCAUGACAGAUCAAACGAAAAGGGCGCCACUCCGCCGAAAUCCACCGCGAGAGUGGAGGAUGGCAAGAUCCGAAAAUUGAAAGCGGCAAGCAAAAGCGAUUCCCCCGCAAUUCAGCAUUUCAAUGGCAAAACAUAUGCUUGCGAGUCUUGUAAAAGAGGGCACCGAGUUCACAAGUGCGAUCAUGGAAAGACGAGACCCAUAUCAGAAACAAAUCAACCGGGUCGACCAUCCGGUGGUCAAAAACGAGGAUGUCAAUGCCCGAGGAACUGCGCCUGCACAACAAAAACCUGCAAAUGCGAAAGAGAUUGCGCGUGUACCCAGGAGAUGUAUCUAAUCGUCAGGCUUGACAGCCCCCAAGUCAUCAAUCGAGAAGCCACAUCCACCCCGAAACCUGUAUGGGAAGAUGCCCAUGGAAACAAGAUGACCCUAAAGAAGGUUUGGGCCGAUGCAAAUGGCAAAGAAAUCGACGACGAGGAAUACCAAGAUCGAAAACGCCGUAUGAAAGAGAGGGAGGAAGGGGUUGCUUCCCCCCCCCACGUCGUCCAAUCACCAUGUUGCAGUUCGAAGAAACCAAAAGAGGAGCCUGAAUCUCCCCCGUCCAUAUCUUCGGGAGGGUGUCGACAUCGACAAAAUGUUGCCGCGAUACAGCCUCAUUCCGACAGUCUCGCUCCAGACCCUCCUCCACACCAGGCUAAAAUUGCCAAUGACCCUUGGAUGUCUGCUUGUUCAUGUGGGUCCGGCUGCUCUUGUUUGUAUUGUCCCGACCAUCCCAACAACGCAACCUCGAUCAAUCAUACCCAGCAACAGGUCAAGCACCUGGCUGAACAUGCAUAUACCGGUGGUGAAGGUUUGAUGCCCAUGUCUUUCGUCCCAGACUCCAGUUCCACCUCCUGUAUGGGAGGACGACCAUCUUUCUUUCUUUCGAGAACACCCGGUGUUUCGCAACAACAACUUCAGCGAUUUUUCCCUGAAAAUUUCGACCCCAAUGCCAUUUAUCUGACAUAUCCCAUUCAACAGCACUCUUGGACGAAUCAGCCAGUUAGUGCCCAUUGUUCUCAUGUUCAUUCCCCAUCCGGCGUGAUGGCGGCGACUCCAGAGACGAGCGAUGCAUACGUAGAUUCCCUCAAUGAUUUGUCCAGUCAGUCGAUACCUUGGGAUCUAUUGCCAAAUGAUUCAAAUGGUACGUGGAAUUUCUCGGAUGGCCAAUUGGGUGAUACCUCAUUCAGCUGGAUCGACCUGGACGCAUCUCGCGGAACGGAUUACAGUAUUGGUCAAGCGACGGUGGCGUCAAUGUCAAAUGAGAGCCAUUUCCAAGAACUUCAAGUUACAACAGCCCAACCAACACCAAGUAUCGAAUUGAAUCUAGAUCCCAUGACCAGCCCAACCAUCUUGAACGGUUUCCCCGUUCUCGAGAGCAGUAGUUUUCCAACUCCGGCGCCACAACUGGACCCACAAAAUGCUUUUUUGAAUUUGGAGGUUGAAGGUAGCCAUGCUCUGCCCAAUCACACAGUCAAUGCACAAUCGAUGCCGAUAGAUCUUGGGUUCUCACAGCAGAGCGCGCUCAAUGGAAAUCCCUCGAGCCAUGCUGACGGUGAAUCCAUGCAACCCCCAGGAGUAUCUGAAGCCCAAAUCUUCCAUCAACAUGGAUGUGGUCACCAGGUCACUACAUGGCGAAUCACUAGCCUCAACGGGCCUAUGACGCCAUGGAAUAUGUAUGAUUCGUUGACCGAUGACCAGGUCGAUUCCGAUUUACGAGGAGCUGCUAUACCAAAUUCACCCCCAAUUGCGAAUCGAGGAUGA
This is a messenger RNA of Rhinocladiella mackenziei CBS 650.93, 1803 nucleotides long. RefSeq lists its product as uncharacterized. The transcript has a single exon. Gene Ontology annotation, biological process: regulation of DNA-templated transcription. Bases 1 to 1803 code for a protein of 600 amino acids. The record is from RefSeq and is a predicted model, not a curated record. NCBI's taxonomy places the organism in Eukaryota, Fungi, Ascomycota, Eurotiomycetes, Chaetothyriales, Herpotrichiellaceae. Gene Ontology annotation, cellular component: nucleus. Gene Ontology annotation, molecular function: DNA-binding transcription factor activity; copper ion binding; DNA binding.